Molecule: messenger RNA, 4641 nt
Organism: Mercurialis annua (annual mercury)
Lineage: Eukaryota; Viridiplantae; Streptophyta; Magnoliopsida; Malpighiales; Euphorbiaceae
Product: pleiotropic drug resistance protein 1-like
Exons: 23
Cellular component (GO): membrane
Molecular function (GO): ABC-type transporter activity; ATP binding; ATP hydrolysis activity
Source: RefSeq, a predicted model, not a curated record
AAAGCUUCUGUCAACUUCACAACUCCCCGCCCCACUUAUAAAACCCCAAGCUUCACACACAAUCCUCUGCAACCGCCAUUAACUCAUCAAAUUUAAAUGAACUCAUACAAAAAAUAAACAAACCAAUGGAAAGUUCCGAUCUAUUUAGAGUGAGCAGCAGUUUCAGAAGAGGAAAUGGUUCCGAAAUGUUUACGCAAUCUUUUCGAGAAGACGAUGAAGAUGACGAAGAGGCUUUGAGAUGGGCCGCGUUGGAGAAGCUGCCUACUUAUGAUCGUUUAAGGAAAGGUAUAUUGUCUUCGGUUUCGAGAGGUGGAGCUAAUGAAGUUGAUGUAAUGAAUCUUGGGUUGCAAGAAAGGAAGAAUUUGCUUGAGAGAUUGGUGAGAGUUGCUGAAGAGGAUAAUGAGAAGUUUUUGUUGAAGCUCAAGAAUCGCAUCGACAGAGUUGGGAUUGAUAUUCCGACAAUCGAAGUUCGAUUCGAGCAUCUAACCGUGGAAGCAGAAGCCUAUGCAGGAAAUAGAGCUUUGCCUACAUUCUUUAAUUAUUCUGUUAAUGUGGUUGAGAGUCUGCUGAAUUUCCUGCAUAUUCUUUCAAGUAAAAAGAAACAUUUGCAUAUCCUUAAGGAUGUGAGUGGUAUGAUCAAGCCAUCAAGAAUGACAUUACUGUUGGGUCCUCCAAAUUCUGGAAAAACAACCCUCUUGUUGGCUCUAGCCGGUCGGCUUGAUCCUAAUCUAAAGAUUUCGGGGCGGGUGAGUUACAAUGGUCAUGACAUGGAUGAGUUUAUACCACAAAGAACUGCUGCAUAUAUCAGUCAGCAUGAUCUUCAUAUAGGAGAGUUGACUGUAAGAGAAACUUUGGCCUUCUCUGCUAGAUGCCAAGGAGUUGGCAGCCGUUACGAUCUGUUAGCAGAGUUAGCAAGAAGAGAGAAAUCAGCCAAUAUAAAACCUGAUCCUGAUAUUGAUGUCUUCAUGAAGGCUGCUGCAACAGAAGGUCAGGAGGCCAGCGUUAUCACAGAUUACGUUCUAAAGGUUUUAGGAUUGGAAGCAUGUGCAGAUACAUUUGUUGGGGAUGAAAUGUUAAGGGGCAUUUCUGGUGGACAAAGGAAGCGCGUUACAACUGGCGAAAUGCUGGUUGGAUCGGCAUCAGCGUUGUUUAUGGACGAGAUAUCUACCGGUUUGGAUAGCUCGACAACUUAUCAAAUAGUGAACUCACUCAAGCAAUCUGUUCAAAUUCUCAAGGGAACUGCUUUCAUUUCCCUUCUCCAGCCAGCACCAGAAACUUAUGAUCUCUUUGAUGAUAUAAUUCUCCUCUCUGAUGGCUUGAUAGUUUACCAGGGUCCUCGACAGCAAGUCCUCGAGUUUUUUGAAUUUAUGGGCUUUAGAUGUCCUGAAAGAAAAGGCGUCGCUGAUUUCUUGCAAGAAGUGACUUCACGGAAAGAUCAGAUGCAGUACUGGUCGAGAAAGGACGAGCCUUAUAGAUUUUACAGCGCCGAGGAAUUCGCUGAGGCAUUUCAGUCAUUCCAUGUUGGAAGAAGACUCGGAGAGGAGCUUGUAACUCCAUUUGCAAAGGCCAAGAGCCACCCAGCUGCUUUGACAACCAAAAAAUAUGGUGUCAACAAAAAGGAGCUAUGCAAAGCUUGCUUCUCAAGAGAAUACUUACUGAUGAAGAGGAAUUCAUUUGUCUAUAUCUUCAAGUGCUCUCAGCUAACAUUACUGGCGCUUAUUACAAUGACACUCUUCCUUCGGACGGAGAUGCACCGAGAUUCAGUAAUUGAUGGCGGAAUCUAUGUUGGUGCUUUGUUCUUCAUUGUAAUUAUAGUAAUGUUCAAUGGUAUGGCAGAGAUUUCUAUGACCAUAGUAAAGCUUCCUGUCUUCUUCAAGCAAAGAGACCUCAAAUUCUUUCCUGCGUGGGCGUACGCCCUUCCGACAUGGAUUCUUAAAAUCCCCAUCACAUUCAUAGAAGUAGCAAUUUCAGUGUUCAUCACAUACUAUGUUAUUGGCUUUGAUCCGAAUGUUGGAAGGUUGUUUAAGCAGUACCUACUGUUCAUAGUAGUUAACCAGAUGGCAUCUGCAUUAUUCCGUUCUAUUGCGGCUGUUGGUAGGAAUAUGAUUGUAGCAAACACAUUCGGCGCCUUUGUACUACUGAUGUUUUUCGUAUUGGGCGGAGUUGUCUUGUCUCGAGAUGACAUUAAGAACUGGUGGCUCUGGGGCUACUGGUUAUCGCCUAUGAUGUAUGCGCAGAAUGCAGUCGUAGUUAAUGAGUUCCUCGGUAGCAGUUGGAGUCAUGUUCUACCAAAUUCAACAGAACCAUUAGGAAUCCAAGUUCUGAAAUCUCGCGGUUUCUUCACAGAAUCAUAUUGGUACUGGCUUGGAGUCGGAGCAUUGAUCGGAUUCACAUUGGUGUUCAACUUAUUAUACACUUUGGCUCUUACUUUUCUCGACUCAUUUGACAAGGCUCAGGCUGUUACAUCAGAAAAACCUGAAGAAAAUCAAACUGCUACACUGCAUGAUACUAGCAACACAGAGAAUAGAGAUGAAAUUGGGAGAAGGAAGUCAAGAGGGUCUUUACAUAGUAAAAACAACAAAAAAGGAAUGGUUCUUCCAUUUGAACCACAUUCCAUUACAUUUGAUGAAAUUAUCUACUCUGUAGACAUGCCUCAGGCAAUGAAGAAUGAGGGAGUCCAUGAAGAUAAACUGGUACUAUUGAAGAAUGUGAGUGGUUCUUUUAGGCCUGGUGUUCUUACUGCUCUUAUGGGUGUGAGUGGUGCUGGUAAAACCACUCUUAUGGAUGUUCUAGCAGGCAGGAAAACUUCUGGCUAUAUUGAAGGAAACAUUACAGUUUCUGGUUAUCCGAAAAAACAAGAAACAUUUGCUAGAAUUUCUGGCUACUGUGAGCAAAACGACAUCCAUUCUCCGCAUAUUACUGUUCUCGAGUCAGUUCUCUUCUCAGCUUGGCUUCGUCUUCCCUCUGAAGUAAAACCUGAAACCAGAAAGAUGUUCAUUGAGGAGGUUAUGGAGCUAGUGGAACUGAAUCCACUGAGGCAAGCACUAGUUGGUCUGCCUGGUGUUAAUGGUCUAUCAACUGAGCAACGCAAGCGUUUAACAAUUGCUGUUGAGCUAGUAGCUAAUCCAUCAAUUAUAUUCAUGGAUGAGCCAACUUCAGGGCUUGAUGCAAGGGCUGCUGCAAUUGUCAUGAGAACAGUUAGGAACACAGUGGACACAGGAAGAACAGUUGUAUGCACCAUCCAUCAGCCAAGUAUCGACAUUUUUGAAGCUUUUGACGAGCUAUUCCUACUCAAAAGAGGAGGACAAGAGAUAUAUGUAGGGCCUCUCGGUCGCCAUUCCUGCCAUCUCAUCAACUAUUUCGAGGGAAUCGAAGGAGUAAGCAAAAUUAAGGACGGUUAUAAUCCAGCAACUUGGAUGUUGGAAAUUACCUCUGCAGCUCAAGAAAUAGCAUUAGAUGUUGAUUUUGGUGAUAUCUACAAAAACUCAGAAUUGUAUAGGAGAAACAAAGCACUUAUUACGGAUUUAAGCACGCCAGCUCCCCGUUCCAAGGAUCUCUACUUCCCUAAUCAGUACUCACUCUCAUUUAUCGGCCAGUUUUUGGCUUGUUUAUGGAAGCAGCAAUUAUCGUACUGGCGUAAUCCACCAUAUACCGCAGUGAGAUUUCUCUUUACGACCUUCAUAGGCUUGAUCUUCGGAACGAUGUUCUGGAAUCUUGGCUCCAAAUUUACAAAGCAGCAAGAUCUUUUUAACGCGAUGGGUUCAAUGUACGCUGCUGUUCUAUUCCUUGGCAUCCAAAAUGCUUCAUCCGUACAGCCUGUAGUGGCCGUCGAACGGACAGUGUUUUACAGAGAAAGAGCUGCCGGAAUGUAUUCUGCAUUGCCAUAUGCCUUUGGACAGGUUGCGAUCGAGCUGCCUUAUAUACUUGUGCAAGCUACAGUUUAUGGUGUAAUAGUUUAUGCAAUGACUGGAUUUGAAUGGAGCGUAUCAAAGUUCUUUUGGUAUUUAUUUUUCAUGUACUUCACAUUAUUAUAUUUCACCUUCUAUGGCAUGAUGACCGUUGCUGUUUCACCAAACCACCAAAUCGCCUCUAUAAUUGCUUCUGCAUUCUACGCAAUUUGGAACCUAUUUUGAGGAUUCGUAAUCCCACGGCCACGGACGCCUGUGUGGUGGAGAUGGUAUUGUUGGAUAUGUCCCGUAGCUUGGACUCUAUACGGAUUGGUUGUAUCGCAGUUCGGAGAUGUAAAAGAGAGACUCGAAACGGGUGUAACUGUUGAAGAUUUUGUGAGGGAUUAUUUCGGAUUCAGACAUGAUUUUCUUGGAGUAGUUGCAGUUAUUGUUCUUGGAUUUGCACUACUAUUUGCAUUUACAUUUGCAGUUUCUAUCAAGUUGUUCAAUUUCCAGAAGCGAUAGCACUGACAUUUCAAUCAAUAUUUUCCUUUUGAGAAACGUAUCGGAAAUUUGAUCUUGCGAAUGAAAAACUUCAUUUUUAACAUAGGAAAUUUUAAAAUAAUACAUUUUUGUGGUGUCAGUGUCCAAGUGUUAUGUUUUCCCAUAUGUGUAUCCGUGCUACAUAAGUGUUACAGUCUCGUAGCAUCUGCUGGUGUUAUUUAUCUAUGUUUUCUAAAAUCAUUUUUGACUA